Molecule: messenger RNA, 2259 nt
Organism: Malassezia japonica
Lineage: Eukaryota; Fungi; Basidiomycota; Malasseziomycetes; Malasseziales; Malasseziaceae
Gene: DBP4
Product: RNA helicase
Exons: 1
Coding region: 1-2259 (752 amino acids)
Biological process (GO): rRNA processing
Cellular component (GO): nucleus
Molecular function (GO): nucleic acid binding; ATP binding
Source: RefSeq, a predicted model, not a curated record
AUGCCGGGUGCGGCGCGUGGGGGCAAGAGCAAGGUGUUUAAUGGGCGUACACGCGCGAGCCGUACGCUGAAGCGCACGAGCGAGCAGAAAGAGCUGGCUGACAUCGAGGCGGCGUGUGCCACGCUCGAGCCCGGCGCGGCAAAGACGUUUGCCGAGCUGCCAGCCUCGCAAAAGACCAAGCACGGCCUGAAGCGCGCGGGCUUCCUCGACCUGACCGAUAUCCAGUCUGCGUCGCUGGCGCACUCGCUGCGUGGCUCGGACGUGCUCGGUGCUGCGCGCACCGGCUCCGGCAAGACGCUCGCGUUUCUGAUCCCGGUGCUCGAGAUGCUCUACCGCAAGCGGUGGUCGGCCGCCGACGGCCUCGGCGCGCUGAUUGUGUCGCCGACGCGUGAGCUUGCGAUGCAGAUCUUUGACGUGCUGCGCCAGAUUGGCAGUGCACACACCUUCUCGGCGGGCCUCGUGAUCGGCGGCAAGGAGCUCAAGCACGAGCAGGACCGCCUGCGCAAGAUGAACAUUUUGGUUGCGACGCCGGGGCGCCUGCUGCAGCACCUCGACCAGACGAUCGGGUUCGACUGCUCCAACCUCCAGGUGCUCGUGCUGGACGAGGCCGACCGCAUCCUCGACAUGGGCUUUGCGAAUACACUCAACGCGAUCCUCGAGCACCUCCCGCCGAACCGCCAGACGCUCCUCUUUUCUGCGACGCAGACGCGCCGCGUCAAGGACCUCGCGCGCCUGAGUCUGCAGGACCCCGAGUACGUCGCGGUGAAGGACGACGAGGCCUCGACCCCGGCGCAGCUCGAGCAGUUCUACAUGGUCGUGCCGCUCGACCAGAAACUGGAUACGCUCUUCUCGUUUCUGCGCACGCAUACCCAGAGCAAGAUCCUCGUGUUUAUGAGCUCGUGCCGCCAGGUGCAGUACGCGCACGAGGUCUUUUGCAAGCUCCGGCCGGGUCUGCCGCUCAUGGCGCUGCACGGCAAGCAGAAACAGACGCGCCGCCUCAAGAUCUUUUCCGACUUUACACGCAGCAAGCACGCGGCGCUGAUGGCGACGGACAUCGCCGCGCGCGGCCUCGACUUUCCGGCGGUCGACUGGGUGGUGCAGGUCGACGCGCCCGACUCCUCCGACACGUACAUCCACCGCGUGGGCCGCACGGCGCGCUACCAGGCGCAGGGCAAGGGGCUCUUGUUCCUGCUCCCGAGCGAAGAGACGGGCGUCCUCGCGACGCUCAAGGCGGUCGACGUGCCGAUCCAGGGAAUCAAGGCGCGGGAUACCAAGGUGCAGAGCAUCCAGAACCAGCUGCAGUCGUUUGCCUUCCAGGAGCCCGAGCUGAAGCACCUCGCACAAAAGGCGUUUGUGUCGUACGUGCGCUCGAUCCACCUGCACAAGGACAAGAACACGUUCAACGUCGCGUCGCUCCCGCUGAACGAGUUUGCGGCCGCGCUCGGACUGCCGGGCGCGCCCAAGAUCAAGCUCGUGAAGGAUGCGCAGAAAGCGCAGCGCGCCAUGGCCGCCGCGCCCGCGGCGCAGAGCAGCGACGAGUCUUCCUCGGAAGAGUCUGAAGAAGAACAAGAAGAAGAGGCGCCCAAGGUGCGCACCAAGCACGACCGACUCUUUGGCCGUACGAACAAUACCAUUCUCAGCGACCACUAUGCGAAUAUGGUCGAUCACGACGAUUCGGACGGAUUCCACGACAAUGACGACGACGACGAAUUUAUCACGCUCAAGCGCGCCGACCACGAGCUCGAGCAGACCGAGACGCCCACCGCGCAGGAGCUCUCGAAGCGCAAGCUGCUCCAGGGCCAGAGCAAAAAGGCGAUGGCCGCGGCCGGCAAGCGGGGUAUGGGCGACAAGGUCGUCUUUGACGACGACGGCAACGCACGUGCUCUGUAUGAGCUCCAGGACGAGGCCGCGUUCCGCGAGCAAGGCGACGUCCUUGCGCAGAUCGCCGCGCACGAGGAGCAGGAGCGCGCGCGGAUGGCCGAGGCCGACGUCCUCGACAAGUCGCGCGCGAAGCAAAAGCGCCAGGAAAAGAAGCGCAAGAUGAAGGAGAUGGAGCGCCAGCUCCAAGAGGCCAACGGGGCGCGUGCGCCACGCGCCGAGCUCGACGAGGGCGGCUGGGCGAGCGACGAUCUUCCGGAUCUCGUCCUGCCGGGCGACUCGGACGAGGACGCGGCGCCGGAGCCCAAGCGCCCCCGCACCGGGGCCUCGGACCUUGCCGCGCAAGAGGCGCUUGCGCUCCAGGUACUGGGCGAGUCGUAA